CUGCUCUGCGCUGGGAUGUUGACGACAGGCUUCUUCCUGGGGCAGCCACGCCGGGAGCGGGAUUGCCAGAUGCUGUUAAACCAGCUGAAAGAGAUCACGGGAAUUCAAGACUCGGCUUUCCUUCAUGCAGCUCUGAAGGCUGCAAAUGGAGACCUGAUGGAAGCCGUCGCCUUCCUGACGGAGGAGCACGCUCAGGCGCCGGCUCGGGACACGGCUGCGGCAGAGCCCUCCAAGUGGGAAGGCAGCGCUGUGGGCAAACAGCUCCGCCCGCGUGUUACUGCUGCCCUUAGCCCGAGCAGCCCCGAGGACCGGCGCCCGGUCAACGCCUUCACGCCACGGGAAUCCCCACAAGCUCAGCCUGCAGAGAGGGAUGCUGCUGAGAGGCCACAGGAAGCACAUUCUGCUGAGUACAAAAAUCGCUCCAAGAGGAAACGCUGCGAAGUCUGGGGAGAGAACCCCAAGCAGAAUGACUGGAGAAGAGUGGGCGACUGGCCUGUUGGAAUGAAAAAUAUUGGAAAUACCUGUUGGUUUAGUGCUGUCAUACAGUCUCUGUUUCAGUUGCCAGAAUUCCGGAGGCUGGUCCUUGGGUACUCCCUCCCACAGACAGUGCUUGAAAGUUGUCGCAGUCGCACUGGAAAAAGAAACAUUGCAUUCAUGCAAGAACUUCAGUGUCUGUUUGCUUUAAUGCUGGGGACGCGUCGUAAGUUUGUAGACCCUUCUGCAGCAGUGGAACUCUUGAGGGAUGCGUUUAGAUCCGCUGAAGAACAGCAGCAAGAUGUGAGUGAAUUUACACACAAACUACUGGACUGGCUGGAGGAUGCGUUCCAACUGGCAGUGAAUGUCAAGAACCCUGGGGACAAAUCUGAGAAUCCGAUGGUGCAGCUGUUCUACGGGACUUUCUUGACCGAGGGUGUCCAUGAGGGCAAUACUUUCUCCAAGAUCGAAACCUUUGGCCAGUAUCCGCUUCAGGUAAACGGGUAUUGCAACCUGAAUGAGUGCCUGGAAGGAGCCAUGGUGGAGGGAGAGAUGGAUGAGGCGACAGCAUCUCAGUCGGUGAAGUAUGGACAGGAGCGCUGGUUUACAAAACUCCCGCCAGUACUGACCUUUGAACUCUCCCGAUUUGAGUUCAAUCAGUCCCUAGGACAGCCAGAGAAAAUUCACACCAAGCUAGAGUUUCCCCAGACUAUUUAUAUGGACAGGUACCUCUACUGCAGUAAAGAACUUAUUCAGAUGAAGAGAGAAGAAAUUAAGAGAUUGAAGGAGAAAAUGGUGAUUCUGCAGCAGAAACUGGAAAGUUACAUGAAAUACGGCUCCGGCCCCGCGCGCUUCCCGCUGCCCGACAUGCUCCGCUACGUCCUGGAAUUCCUCGCCACGAAGCCGGCGGGGGGGGCUGCUCCCGCGCAGGGCUCGCAGACGCCCCUCCCGCCAUCCCCGGCCAAGCCGCACGUCUUGGAGCUCUCGGAGCCGAAUGGCGUACUAGAAGGGACAGAUACUGGGACUGAAGACGGACCUUGCUUUUUGACAAAUUCUUCGCUGCAGCCAAAGUCUCACCUGGUGCUGCAGGCUUGCAGCUCGCCAGCGGGACCGUCGGAACGUCCAGCUCCUCACAUGGUUUCCGAGGACGAGCUGAACCUGGUUCGGACGUGUCUGCAGCGAUGGAGAAACGAGAUUGAACAAGACGUGCAAGAUCUGAAGGAGUCUAUUGCCAGAAUCACCCUGUCCAUUGAACAAAUGUACUGCGACCCUCUCCUCCAGCAGGUUCCCUACCGUCUGCACGCGGUCCUGGUACACGAGGGGCAAGCGAACGCCGGCCACUACUGGGCCUUCAUCUACGACCAGCCCCGGAAACGCUGGCUCAAGUACAACGACAUCUCGGUGACCGAGUCGUCGUGGGAGGAGCUGGAGAGGGAUUCUUUCGGAGGCUUGAAGAACGCCAGUGCCUACUGCCUGAUGUACAUAAGCGACCAGGUGUCCUGCCUCGCUGCAGACGAGGACGAGGGCUCCGAGGCUGGGCAGUUCCAGAAGGAAGUGGAGGCCUUGCCCCCAGAGCUGAGGCACUACGUCCAGGAGGACAACUGGCGACUCGAGCAGGAGGCAGAGGAGUGGGAGGAGGAGCAGUCCUGCAAGAUUCCUCAGAUGGAGCCUUCACCUGCCUCUGAGUCGCAGGACCUCUCCUCCGAGUCAGGACCAGAUCAGUUGUCAGUCUGUGAGCAGAGCGUGCGCUCCCUGUCCUCCGAGCACGCCCUGAUCGCCAAGGAGCAGACGGCCAAGGCCAUUGCCAACACCGCCGAGGCCUACGAGAAGAACGGUGUGGAGGCCGCUCUCUGCGAGCCCAAGGAGGUAGAACACAUGAAGGCCCAACCAGGAGACAGAGCCCUUACAGUUCAGGCAGAGCCCGCGCAGGACGCUGAGACAGAGGCUGCUGCCCGGGCUAGCUCGCAGGUCUCUGAAGUGGAAAUCCCCAGUGUGGGGAAGAUUCCUGUUAGGUCCGAUGCAGACGGAUAUAACGAGGAGGUGAUGCUGAGCCCAGCCAUGCAAGGUGUCAUCCUGGCUAUUGCCAAAGCCCGCCAGACCUUUGAUCGGGACGGGUCUGAAGCAGGGCUUGUGAAGGCCUUCCACGAGGAGUACUCGCGGCUCUACCUGCUCGCCAAAGAGACCCCGACCCCUCAGAACGACGCCCGCCUGCAGCACGUCCUCGUUUACUUCCUGCAGAACAACGCUCCCCAGCAGGUGGUGGAACGGACCCUGCUGGAGCAGUUCGCAGACAAAAACCUCAGCUACGAUGAGAGGUCAAUCAGCAUUAUGAAGGUGGCGCGAGCAAAGCUGAGGGAAAUCGGCCCCGAUGACGUCGACAUGGAGGAGUACAAGCGGUGGCACGAAGACUACAGCCUGUUCCGGAAGGUGUCGGUGUACCUGCUGACCGGGCUGGAGCUGUACCAGAACAGAAAGUACCACGAGGCGCUCACCUACCUGGUCUACGCCUACCAAAGCAACACCAAGCUGCUGCUGAAGGGCACCAGCAGAGGAGUCAGCAAGUCGCUGAUCGCCCUGUACCGGCGCAAGUGUCUGCUGAAGCUGAACGAGGUGGCAGCGUCUCUGUUCGUUAGCUGUGAGGAAGCUUGUGUGGCAGAGGGCAUUGGCAUCCUGAACGAGCUGAUCAUCCCCUGCAUGCAUCUCAUGAACAAGUUUGAGAUCUCCAAGGAGGACCUGGAUGCCAUCGAGGUGAUGAGAAACCGCUGGUGCUCCUACCUGGGACAAGAGGACAUGGACGCCAAGCUGCAGGAGAAGCUGGGUGAGUUGCUGCCUCGGCUCCUCGACUGCUCCACCGAGGUCAUUGUCCUGAAAGAGCCCCCGAAGAUCCGGCCCAACUCCCCCUACGACCUCUGCAGCCGCUUCGCCGCCGUGAUGGAGUCCAUCCACGGCGCCUCGGCCGUGACGGUGAAGUAG
This is a messenger RNA of Athene cunicularia (burrowing owl), 3447 nucleotides long. RefSeq names its product ubiquitin specific peptidase 28 (gene USP28). The transcript has 26 exons. Gene Ontology annotation, cellular component: cytosol; nucleus. Gene Ontology annotation, molecular function: protein binding; cysteine-type endopeptidase activity; cysteine-type deubiquitinase activity. Bases 16 to 3447 code for a protein of 1143 amino acids. The record is from RefSeq and is a predicted model, not a curated record. NCBI's taxonomy places the organism in Eukaryota, Metazoa, Chordata, Aves, Strigiformes, Strigidae. Gene Ontology annotation, biological process: protein deubiquitination; DNA damage checkpoint signaling; regulation of protein stability.